AUGACUAGACUUCUCUCCACCACUCUUUUGUCCAGCUUCGGCAUCUACAGUAGUGGAUUGGAUACGAUCGAGGGCAAGCAUAAGCUUAUGGGCGUCAAUCCUAAGCUACGCCAGUACUACGAGCCCGUAGCUCCGCCUCAAUUCGGUGGCCAUCAGUUCUUCCAGUGCGACCCAUUGGCGCGAAGUGGCACUGAACUCGUCCCUUACGAGAAUCUCAAUGAUGAUUUCUGUGAUUGUAGCAACGGUGCAGAUGAGCCCGGUACAGCUGCAUGCUCGCACUUCCCAGGAGCAGCGUUCUAUUGUGAGAACAAAGGCUCCUUACCGAAAUUGGUCUGGGCUUCCCACGUUGGUGAUGGAGUCUGCGACUGUUGCGACGGUUCCGACGAGUGGCAACUUGGUGGCUGCGAGAACUUCUGUUCAGCGGAAGGUGCGAAGAUUCGUCAACAACGAGAGGCUGAUCUCGAGCGCAUUGAGGCGGGAUUAAAGCAGAAGGAAGAAGAACGGUCCCACACAGAUGAGAAAAUUGCCCUAUGGACGAAGGAAUUGGAAGAGCUCAAGCCAAGCUUCCAGUAA
This is a messenger RNA of Perkinsus marinus ATCC 50983, 573 nucleotides long. Its product is annotated as glucosidase ii beta subunit, putative. Gene Ontology annotation, biological process: N-glycan processing. Lineage: Eukaryota; Perkinsozoa; Perkinsida; Perkinsidae. The record is from RefSeq and is a predicted model, not a curated record. Gene Ontology annotation, cellular component: glucosidase II complex. The transcript has 5 exons. Bases 1 to 573 code for a protein of 190 amino acids.